This is a messenger RNA of Mollisia scopiformis, 603 nucleotides long. RefSeq names its product autophagy protein. Bases 1 to 603 code for a protein of 200 amino acids. The transcript is spliced from 3 exons. NCBI's taxonomy places the organism in Eukaryota, Fungi, Ascomycota, Leotiomycetes, Helotiales, Mollisiaceae. The record is from RefSeq and is a predicted model, not a curated record.
AUGGCUUCGUGGCGCGAUGAGUAUGUUCAGGCUCUGCAGGAGAGGGACCAACGGGAACGGGCAAGCUAUCAAAGACUAGACGAUGAUCUGAUAGCAGCUUAUACAAAUCUCCUUGAUCGCGCCACUGCCCUCGAAGCAGAGAAAGCUGCCAAUACCUCCUCAGUCGAAACUACCAAAGCCCGAGAGUCGACGUCCACUCCAAACCCGAACGAUGGCUCAGCGCAACUCAGAAAGGACCUUGCGGAAGCCUUGCGCUCCAACGGUCAAUUACAAUCACGGGUCAAGGUUGCCGAGGCAGAGCUUGUCAAGUUGAAGGCCAAGAGCAAGACGGACUCGAGGCUGAUAGACGAUCUUUCCAAAGAGCGGGGUUAUCUUAGCCAAAAACUCAAGGAUAGAGACGAGGAAUCGCGGGGCAAGACCAAGCUUUUGGAUGAUGUUCAUGACGAAGUCAUCUCUCUCAACUUACAGCUCAAUAUGUCUGAACAACGAAAUAAGGAUCUCAGAUCCGAGAAUAAAGAACUGAUCGACCGAUGGAUGGCUCGGAAAGGUCACGAAGCGGAAGAGAUGAAUAGAACACUACAAGAUCAACUCGAUAGACGAUAG